AUUGUCACAACCAACAUGUAUGGAAGAACAAAAUGGGAACAAUUGCCUACGGAAAUCCUAGAACUGAUAUUUUCUAUGAUGAAUGACGAGAAAAGCAGUUUUCUGGAGUACCAGCUUGUUAAUAAACAUUGGUACAAAACUACACAGCGCGUAUUUUAUCGACACUUGCAAGUCAGCUACGAUCCCUUUGAACACGGAUUAAGUAGAUCAGGCAUGACUCCAUAUACAAGAAUACAGCAUUUGUUAAAUGAUGCUUCUUUUGAUGUGGGAUCUCGAGUCAAAAAGAUUUCAUUUAGUUUUGAAGACGCAUGCAAAGAUACAGACAUGAAGUUCUGGGAGACACUGAUCAUCAAAUGCCCCUAUGUGAAACAAGUCCGUUGUUAUUUUGUUUUAACUUCAGAGCUUUACAAUGAACUGGCUUUAUUUCUAAAUGAAGACAGCAAUCGUUGGAAAUAUUUGGAGCGAUUUGAAGCAGGAGUAAUUACUGAACAAGAUGAAAAAAAUCAUGCGAAUUUCCUCUGUCAGAUUGGAAGCACUCGGCUAAAAAGGAUAGAGCUUUCUCAUCUUCCAGAUAUGUUCAACCGCAACUUGACCAAGUACUUGAAGCUUUUUAACAACUUAACACAAUUGAAAAUGUUUGUUAAAGAGUCUCUUUUAAAUAACCUGUUUGAUCUUGAACAACUGUUUGAUGCUACUCCAAAACUUGAAGAAUUGGAUAUUCACUGGACAUCAAGGCCAGAUGAUGAAAAUGAAGUGGAUACCACUUCCCCUACUCUCUAUUUGGGAUCCUCAGAGAAAUGCAAGCCUAUCCUUACUAUGAGAAAUCUACUGGUGGAGUCUUAUACAUCAAGCUACCCCAAGCACGAAUUAGAGUUUAUUAUGAAGAAAUUUCCCAAUCUACAAAAAAUAACAUUUGAAGCAAGCGUAGUCCAUCAUAUUGAGUCUGGCGAACAAGUAGCCUUAACUGCGGCAAUUGAGGACAUGAUUGGAUUUACUUGCAGCAUAAAGUGCUAUUGUUUCUCUUUGCGACACCAGUUUGAUAUCAUGCUAGCUAAGCAUUAUUUCGAUGUAUUUUCUAAUGCUUCAAAAGGGAAACCAGGUUUAGAGAUUGCUUUCCUAAAACAAAACAAGCCACAAGAACUCAGUAUUCUCAAGCAUGGUGUUAAAAGCAUGCCUUGGAUGAAAAUUGAAAUUGAAAAAGACGCAUUACAUUCUCAAACGUUCGAUACGUUUAUGGGUAUGAUUGGAUCCAAUCUAAACACACUUAUGCUCAGAAGCAGCUCUCAAAACAACGAUUAUGUCCUUGGUCUCUUGGGUUAUGCAUUUGUCAGUAUUUCAUCGUUCAGUCUUCCUACAUUUGAAUAUCCUCUCGCUGCUGUAUUAAGCAAAUGCUCCCUUUUGAAAGAAUUAAUUAUCAGUCAUGGUGAUUUUGAAGCUUACGACGAGAAGACAAUGAUGGAGCUCCACAGUAACUCAUUAGAAAAGUUUGUUAUUGAUCACAGCACUGUUCCAAAUCAUUUUUUUACACUCUUAUCCACAAAAGCAUGUUUUCCCAAACUGAAGAAUCUAUUUAUACGUGGUUGUGGGUUCUUUUCCUUGUCCCAAGAAACAUUGAAUAUACCUGAAGCUGAUUUAGAUACACUUUCUUUAUUAAAGUCAAAAAGUUUUGAGGAUCUGUGUGAAAGGAUGUUUGAAGAUGAAAAGAAAGAAGUCAAUGUGAAGAUAACAACUACUCUUGAUGACCAAGACAGAUAUUACUAUUACUGUUCUGAUUUCAGAAAGAAGCAGUUGGUAUUAACAAACAAGCAAGAAUAUACAUUUUCAUCCUCUAUUGAAUCGAGGUAUACACUCCACAUUGUUUGCAAAUCAAUCCAAAAACUUGAAGUUGAUACUGCAUUAGGCACAAUUUCAUUAGAUACACAACAAGAAUAAAAUCCAUUUGACAGCUAAAGACAAUGUUCCUUGAGUGAUUCAUAAUGUAUAAUUGGAUGAGAAUGCACCGGAUCUCAAAUAUAUUUUUAACAUCUUGUUCACCAAGUUGACUUCUUUUCUUCUUUCAAUUAAAUAAAAUGACAGACUUACCUUCACUUCGACAAAAAAUAGACUCACUUGAUACAACCCUUGUUAAUAUCCUUAACGAGCGUGCUCGCGUUUCGCUUGAUAUUGGAGCAGCCAAAAGAAAAGAACUGUAUGUAUUGCUUUAUCUU
Molecule: messenger RNA, 2207 nt
Organism: Gilbertella persicaria
Lineage: Eukaryota; Fungi; Mucoromycota; Mucoromycetes; Mucorales; Choanephoraceae
Exons: 1
Coding region: 16-1932 (638 amino acids)
Molecular function (GO): protein binding
Source: RefSeq, a predicted model, not a curated record